Andrographis paniculata is the source of this 1315-nucleotide messenger RNA. RefSeq names its product ras-related protein RABC1-like. The record is from RefSeq and is a predicted model, not a curated record. The coding region runs from base 404 to 1036 and encodes 210 amino acids. The transcript is spliced from 6 exons. Lineage: Eukaryota; Viridiplantae; Streptophyta; Magnoliopsida; Lamiales; Acanthaceae. Gene Ontology annotation, molecular function: GTPase activity; GTP binding.
AAAGUACUGGGUGCAUUGCGGAGCGUACAAGCUUUGGUUUUUCAUUGUCGCUCCUUUUCCACCGCCAUGAAGAAACAAAGAGUUCCCCUUUAAUCGAUCGUUUUUUGGUUUUCCUCAUUGCCUUUUGCUGGUUUCGCAUGUCUUUCUUUGCUCUCAAUUUUUCGUUCACAGCGAAUCAAAUUAACCAUAUAUACCUAUGUAUCUCCAAAAUUAGCAUUUCUUUUUUAUCUGUACCGUAAUUUCUCAGCAAUUUAGUUCCCCUUUCGUUUUUGUUUUUCCGUAUCUGGGUUUUGUUUACCGUGUCCUAUUUGUUUGAGUUUCGUUUUGAUUGAAGUUGCAUCAAUUUGUUGUGUGUGUUUCUUCGUAUCCUAUUUCGUUUGAAAGAUUGAUCUUUGACGGCGAUAUGGAAUCACCAGCAGGAGCAGCGGCAGAAUUUGAUUAUUUGUUUAAGUUGUUGAUGAUAGGAGAUUCCGGGGUUGGGAAAAGCACCCUUUUGCUCAGUUUCACGUCUGAUACUUUUGAAGAUCUGUCUCCUACUAUUGGAGUGGAUUUCAAGGUCAAGCUUGUCACAGUUGGAGGGAAAAAAUUGAAGCUUGCAAUUUGGGACACCGCUGGACAGGAGAGAUUUAGGACCUUGACUAGCUCUUAUUACAGAGGAGCUCAAGGAAUCAUCAUGGUUUAUGAUGUGACACGGAGAGAUACCUUCACAAACUUGUCUGAUAUUUGGGCUAAAGAAAUUGACCUCUACUCAACAAAUCAAGAUUGCAUCAAGAUGCUAGUUGGAAACAAAGUUGAUAAGGAGAGUGAAAGGGUUGUAAGCAAAAAAGAGGGCAUAGACUUUGCGAGGGAGUAUGGUUGCCUUUUCAUAGAGUGUAGUGCCAAAACACGAGUCAAUGUGGAGCAGUGCUUUGAGGAACUUGUGUUGAAGAUAUUGGAGACACCCAGUUUGUUGGCCGAGGGCUCAGCUGGUGUGAAGAGGAAUAUUUUCAAACAGAAACCUCCUGCAUCCGAUGCAUCCGCUAGCAGUUGCUGCUGAAGCUCUUUCUCCUUUGGCUCAAUUUCCUGCCAGUGUAAUGUUAUUUGUUUUGUCCAACUCCUGGAGCACGUGCAGUUGUUAUCACUAGCAUGAACACCACGCACCGUAGAUUCGUCUAAAAUGGCUCAGAACAGAACUCGGGGGCUUUGUUUCUUGCUGCCUAUAAUCAUAUAUUACUAGCUCAAUGUUUUAUUGACUACGAUCCCCUGGUUGUUAUUUCCCUAUCUUACUGCAUCAUUCCAACUCUCUAAUAGUCAUACACUCAAGUUCCUCUAUCAA